AUGAGCAAUAACCAUCCAGAGGAGCAGAGCUCGGGACAAUGGGCGAAUGCUCAAACUCCGAGGUCGAAUGAAGAAUGGUCGCAAGCGUCUACGCGGCAUGAUCGGCAGUUCUCGGGAGCCACUCACGUACAAGCUCAGUCUCAUGACGCUGAUGAAGAGCCCAUGAAGUUGAAUAGAUGGUCGACCAGACCUGGAGAUCAUGUCGAACACAUUGGUAAGAAUGGAGACGCGGGCGGUGCACCGCUGGACACCAACACGACGACGUCUUCAUCUCAGGGUCUCCAAUAUGCCAGGACGCGCCUCGGUCUCCAUCCACAUGCGCCUAUCGCAGAGGAGCACGACAUGACCGAGUAUUCCAAGCUCUAUUGGAGCAAAGUCAGACUGGCGUUGAGAGAGCCUUUUGCAGAGUUCUUCGGUGUCAUGUUGUUAGUCUUGUUCGGCGAUGGUGCAGUGGCUCAAGUGGUUUUGAGCACAGGAGACACUUCUGCCCCAGGCGGUAACGGAUAUGGUAAUUAUCAAUCCGUCAAUUGGGGUUGGGCAAUUGGUGUGAUGCUGGGAGUGUAUGUUGCCGGAGACUCUGGUGCAUAUCUCAACCCAGCGGUCACCUUUACCAACUGCCUUCUUCGCAAGCUUCCAUGGCGAAGAUUUCCAGUGUACUUUCUGGCGCAAUUUCUUGGCGGGCUCGUGGCUGCGGCUAUCAUAUAUGCAAACUACGUCAAUGCCAUCAAUGCAGUGGAAGGCCAGGGGAUUCGAACAGUACCUCCAAACCCGACAGCCACGGCAGGAAUCUUUUGCACCUACCCAAAGGCAUACAUGACCAAAGUCAGCAUGUUUUUUUCAGAGUUCAUCGCCAGCGCCAUCUUGAUGUUCACUAUAUUCGCACUCAAGGACGACACGAACAAUGGAGUGUCAGCAGGCGGUGGCAACUGGUUCCCUCUUGGACUCUUCUUCUUGAUCUUCGGCAUCGGUGCAUGCUUUGGUGUUGAGACAGGUUACGCCAUCAACCUUGCUCGCGACUUCGGACCUCGCCUUAUGAGCUAUGCUCUUGGUUAUGGGCACGAAGUCUGGAGUGCCGGAGGAUAUUACUUCUGGAUACCUAUGGUGGCACCGUUCUGUGGAUGUGUGUUUGGGGGCGUGUUGUAUGACUUGUGCAUUUAUACCGGACCUAGUCCGAUUAAUACAAAGUGGCUAGGACUGAGGGAUGUGAUGCAUCCCCGAAGUGCGGUCAACCAGAGGAUUCAACUGCAAAAGAAGGAAGGGCUUGUUUAG
Molecule: messenger RNA, 1269 nt
Organism: Aureobasidium subglaciale EXF-2481
Lineage: Eukaryota; Fungi; Ascomycota; Dothideomycetes; Dothideales; Saccotheciaceae
Exons: 3
Coding region: 1-1269 (422 amino acids)
Biological process (GO): glycerol transmembrane transport; water transport
Cellular component (GO): plasma membrane
Molecular function (GO): glycerol channel activity; water channel activity
Source: RefSeq, a predicted model, not a curated record